Rotaria sordida is the source of this 1017-nucleotide messenger RNA. Lineage: Eukaryota; Metazoa; Rotifera; Eurotatoria; Philodinida; Philodinidae. The record is from the annotation of a GenBank genome assembly.
AUGAAAUUUUAUUUGAAUAAUUUAAAAUUAGUUCGACAAUGUUUAAUAGAUUUUCAUCGUCAAUUAUCAAUUAGUCAAAUAUAUUUUCAACAGUCAGAAUCAACACGAAAUAUAUUUGAUCGACAAACAAAAUUAAAACAACGUGAACGAACUUGUCUCGAUCCAAAUUAUGAAACUUAUUCUUAUGUACAUGAACGUGUUGCACAAAGUCUUGUUGAUAGAAUAUUUGAUAUAAAACGAACAUUUCAAUCAGCACUUGAUCUUGGUUGUGGUCGAGGUUUAACUGCUAGUGAAUUAACUAAAGAUGUUGUUAAACGUAUAACUAUGAUUGAUAAUUCAUCACUUAUGCUUAGUCAAAUACGUCCACCUAUCGAAGAAAAUGGACAUGAUGGAAUAGAGAUUAUUAAAAAACAUAUGGAUGAAGAACAAUUAAGUGGUGAAGAAUCAUCAUAUGAUCUUGCAUAUAGUUGUUUAAGUCUUCAUUGGAUUAAUGAUCUUCCUGGUGUAUUACGUAAAGUUUUAUAUUUAUUAAAAAAUGACGCACCAUUUAUUGGUGCAAUGUUUGCUUCCGAUACGUUAUAUCAACUUCGUGUUUCACUUCAAUUAGCUGAAACUGAACGUGAAGGAGGUUUUUCACCUCAUGUUUCACCAUUUGUUGAACCACCAGAUAUUGGUGGUCUUUUACAACGUAUUGGUUUUAAUAUAGUUACAUUAGAUCUUGAUGAAAUUUAUAUUGAUUACCCUUCGAUGUUUGAAUUAAUGUUUGAUCUUAAAGGUAUGGGUGAAAAUAAUUGUAGUUGGAAUCGAAAUUUAACAUUAAAACGUGAAACACUUCUUGCAGCUCAAGCUAUUUAUCAAAAUAUGUACGGUAAUCAAAAUGGGUCAAUACCAGCUACCUAUCGUAUACUAUAUUUUAUUGGUUGGAAGCCAGACCCAAGUCAAAAAAGUCCAGCUAAACGUGGUUCGGCGAAUGUAUCUUUCAAGGAUAUAGACAAGAUUUUAACGACGAAAAAAUAA